CGCUAGCUGCUGCUGGGUCGAGUCAUCAGAUGCUUGAUUUCGCGCAUCACGCCAUCCAUCCACACAACAUGCUGUUCGUGAUUUAGUCACGUGAUCGCCUUUCGGUUUCCAAAAUUCCAAUCCAGUUCGCUACCCAAACUCCGUAACUCUCGACUCGCUCCAAAUGGGCUCAUGGCACGACCCCUACUUGCAUCGAUGACGCUAUGGACUUGCCUCGUCCUGUCGAGCAUUCCGCUCACACAUCGACAGGCCCCGGCAAAGGCCAUUGCGCAGCGCGCAGAAUCCAUAUCUGGCCCGUUCUCCCACAACGUGGGGUCCAAAGCAAAGACCGAGGGGACGGGCGCUUCUUGCAGUCGUGAGUACCAAACGCAGGCACCGCUGCCCAGUGAGGGACGACAACCGUCAACCUUAUCGCAGCGAUCUGCACAACAGACAAUGGGAGCAAAGCGAACGAUGAAUCAUAUAGAGUUGCAACGAGACUCGCAAGAGUCGAUAAAGUAGCCAAACAUCGUGCGACGCCCAACGAAACAUAUAUGCAGUCCGCAAAAAGCCAAACGAUCCGAACAAACUGCGUGGCUGGAUAUAAACGAUUUCGCGUGCGAAGGAAAAAUAUUGUCCGGUAGUAAAGCGCCUCCAAGAAUGUGCG
Molecule: messenger RNA, 646 nt
Organism: Ceraceosorus guamensis
Lineage: Eukaryota; Fungi; Basidiomycota; Exobasidiomycetes; Ceraceosorales; Ceraceosoraceae
Exons: 1
Coding region: 172-501 (109 amino acids)
Source: RefSeq, a predicted model, not a curated record